CACUUGCUACGUCAUCGAAAAUGUGAGGUGGUGAACGCCGCAUCCAGUUUGGUCGGCGGCAGUGGCAACUUUUAUCUCCAAAUUGCGUUUUCAGGUGGUAUGGAAGACGCAACAGUCAGGACGUGUAUUGCUGGCAAAGGAGGUCCUCAGCUGAGAUAAUUCGUCACAUGACAAACCAUUCCAGUCUGAUUUUAGCCGUAUGUGAUGGGAAGAUAAUGUUUUGCUGUAUCAGGGAAAAAAGGUCCUGUCACAUCUUCCCAGGUAUCAAGUCUUCAGGCACCUCUCCCAAUUGCCAUGAUUAAUCAAAGAUUAUUGAGACUGACAUCAAUGAUAUCAGCCAACUCACAGCACUCAUGGGUGUAUUCCAACAGGACCCAUGCACUUAUGUAUGUCCAGAUUGCUUAAGUAUUCCCUAAUCUGAUCGUCUUCCACUACAGGAAAAGAAAUCUAAGAUAUAUAUUGAGGGGGAAAAAAAGAUGGAUUCACAAGAUUGUGUCCCAACAAGUUCAAAGCAAGAUAUGAGCCAUCACAUAAAGGGUAAUGCUGGUAAACAUUAUCUUUGUGGCUAUUGUGCAGCCUUCACCAAUAUAGUAGUCACCUUUCCCAUCCAGAAGGUCCUCUUUCGACAACAGUUGUAUGGCUUGAAAACAAAGGAUGCAGUACAUCAGCUGCAGAAAGAUGGAAUUCGAAAUCUCUAUCGUGGAAUCCUUCCUCCAUUAAUGCAAAAAACAACUACCCUGGCUCUAAUGUUUGGCUUGUAUGAAGAUUUCUCCUCCUUGCUCCAUAGUCACACAAGUGCACCUGAACUUCUAACUUGCAGCAUGGCAGCAGUGCUUGCAGGGACCACAGAAGCCCUUCUUACACCUUUUGAACGAGUUCAGACUUUGCUUCAAGACUACAAACAUCAUGACAAAUUUACAAACACUUACCAGGCUUUCAAGGUACUAAAAGUCUAUGGGAUUAGAGAAUAUUAUCGGGGUUUGGUGCCUAUUCUGCUCCGGAAUGGAAGCAGUAAUAUUCUCUUCUUUGGCCUACGAGGACCUAUCAAACACUGUCUGCCUGAAGCAACUUCUUAUAGCACUCACUUGGUCAAUGACUUUAUCUGUGGAGGGCUGUUGGGUGCCUUACUGGGAUCCUUAUUUUUCCCAAUGAAUGUUGUAAAAACUCGCAUGCAAUCUCAAAUUGGUGGCGAAUUUCAGUCUUUUUCAAAAGUUUUUGUGACAAUAUGGCUAGAACGUGAUAAAAAAUUGAUGCAUCUUUUCAGAGGAGUCCAUCUGAAUUACCAUCGUUCUGUCCUGUCCUGGGGCAUAAUCAAUGCAACAUAUGAAUUCUUGCUAAAGCUAUUAUGAGAAAUGUUACCUUCUUCUGAAACACCUCUAUUCACUUGGGUAUUUGUACAUUUUAGGUCACUUUGUCUCUGGAAAUAGGUUAAUUUAUAGAACUUUUUGUGAAUAAUAUGGAGUACCAUGAAACUUGGAGAGAAUUCAAAGCAGCCAUUACAUUUCAGUAGGGAGAUGGAUGAUAUUGUUAGUGGCUGCUUAGUGUGGAAGGUAAUUAGUCUUAUGAACAACCUUGAGUAUUUAUGGGGUAAAUAGCAUAUAUCUAAAUCUUUAUGCAACUGGAUAUACUUCUGAACAAGUUAAAGUAUUUAUAUAUUGGUGGAUAAAUUUACCCAUAGUGGAAUAACUAGACAAAUGCAAAGUAAAAAAUAUCUGUAUAUUGGUCUAGUAGCUUAUUCUAUAAUUUCCAAUAUUUCCCAAUACUCACAAUAAUCAAAUUUUAUGCUGCACAUCGUAUAAUUUGAAAAUUAAGAAGGAGCCAAUGAAAGUGAAUUCUUUUGUUUGAAACACUACAGAGGGUUAAAAACUGAGCUUCCAAAUGUCUUGGGGCUCUAAAUUAUCUUUGGAGUUUAAACAGAAGCUGCCAAUUUUGAUUAGGAUUACUUUCUUUCUGAACCUCAAGUUUUAAACUGAGCCUACACAAACUAUUUUGUCAACCAUUUUACCACUCAGCUUUAACAUGAGUAUCAUCUUAUUCACCAAUAGCUACUGAAUAUUAAACUUCAGUGUAAAAUGACCAAGUGCAAAAUGGGAUUGUGCCUAUGUAUGAGUGUGCCUUGAAAUGAAAAGGUGGAAGGAGCGAGACAGCAAUUUUAUCUCAAGUUUUAAAAGUGUUCCUUGUUGAAAAACCUAUUUGCAAAUUUAGUAUACUCAAGUUUUCUGCUUUUGUAUUGCUUUGUUUCUGUUGCAAACAAAAAACUGAUCUCACUCAAAUGUUCAAACAGUAAUACAUCUUCCUUUGAUUAGCAA
This is a messenger RNA of Haemorhous mexicanus (house finch), 2309 nucleotides long. RefSeq names its product mitochondrial nicotinamide adenine dinucleotide transporter SLC25A51-like. The coding region runs from base 477 to 1349 and encodes 290 amino acids. The record is from RefSeq and is a predicted model, not a curated record. NCBI's taxonomy places the organism in Eukaryota, Metazoa, Chordata, Aves, Passeriformes, Fringillidae. The transcript has 4 exons.